Branchiostoma belcheri (Belcher's lancelet) is the source of this 1942-nucleotide messenger RNA. RefSeq names its product kiSS-1 receptor-like. Lineage: Eukaryota; Metazoa; Chordata; Leptocardii; Amphioxiformes; Branchiostomatidae. The transcript is spliced from 7 exons. Gene Ontology annotation, biological process: G protein-coupled receptor signaling pathway. The record is from RefSeq and is a predicted model, not a curated record. The coding region runs from base 50 to 1942 and encodes 630 amino acids. Gene Ontology annotation, cellular component: membrane. Gene Ontology annotation, molecular function: peptide binding; G protein-coupled receptor activity.
AAUAAAUUCCAAGAACAGUCACCACAACUCUUCAAUCCAGCUGAAUGAAAUGGCGGGUUCUGACAGUGACUGGAGCAGGGUGAACGUCAGUAACUCUACGGGUGCGAACGUGACGGUCCCCGAGCCGUACGUGGGCGCAGCCGCCAUCCUGGAGAACCUGGCGGUCUCCGUCCCCACCAUCCUCACCUACGCCGUCUGCUUCCUUCUCGGCACCGUCGGGAACGUGCUGGUGGUCUUCUCCGUGGCGCGUUUCCGGCGGCUCCGCUCCACCACCAACUACCUCCUGGGGAACCUGGCCACGGCGGACCUGCUGAUCGUGGCGCUGUGCGUGCCCGUCAAGGCGGCCGAGUUCUUCCUGCCGGCCUGGGAGCUGGGCGGCUUCCUGUGUAAGGCCACGGCACUCCUGCAGUUUCUGUCCGUCAUCUGUUCCGUCCUCACGCUCACAUGCAUCUCCAUUGAAAGGUACUUUGCCAUCAUCCACCCGAUGCAGAUCCGGAGCGUGUUCACGGUGGGGCGUGCGCGCCUGCUCAUCGCCGCGAUCUGGGUCGUGUCCUUCCUGCUGGCCAGCCCCGCUCUCGUCUCUCAGACGCUGGUGGAGUAUGACUGGGGAACGGGAGAGCUGGUGUACCACUGUCAGCAGGUCUGGCCCACCGACACACACCGCCAGCUCUACUCCAUCUACGGCCUGCUCCUGCUCUUCGUGCUGCCCAUGGCGACCAUGGCGCUGUCCUACGGCAGGAUCAUCAGGGAGAUCCUCAAGAGGCGCAGGAAGGUACUCAGACAGAGGGUGGCGGGGACGGCGGAUGAGGCAGAAGAGAAGCACAGCGGGUCGUUCGUGCGGCAGGAGACGCUGGAGGAUUUCCUGGCAUUGCCGCACAUCCGCGCCGAGCUCUCAGCAGCAACCACAUGCGACGAGACGGCAGACAAACCGGUGCAGAAGUUACGGAUAGGAGAGGUUAACAAGGGGUACGAACUCAGCCCCAGAAAUUCUAACAACCCACUAGGCGCAGCUUCAAACGAGGAAAAUCGUGUUGGAGAGAGAAACGAUUCCGGAGAAGAGGAGACACCAACGUCUACUGAUGAGGAUCAGAUGCCCGCACGGAAGUCAUCCAAAGACCUGGUGAGGAAACACAAGUCCCUUCCCGUGGUGCUGACAUCUUCCGGGAAUUCCCGCACGCCCGACCGGCUCGAACAGCGCCGCAACACCGAAGCAGACACGCUGGACCACCCGCUCCUCCUGCCGCAGCACUCCAAGGAAGAAGUCCGGGAGAGGUGCUUCUUGGAGCGGCUGUGGAGCUUCCGGAGGUCCGUGUCGUGCCGGGGAAGGCCCAGGACGUCCUCAGAGGAGACAGACAAGGCGCUGGCCGGAAGGAGGAGGGUGAAGCGGGUUGGAGUGAAACGGGACUCCAGCCUGGCCGGAAACUUCUACAAGUCCACACACGUGCUGGCAGACGAGGAAGGCGUUAAAAUCUUGCGGAUGCUGCUGGUGGUGGUGUUUGUGUUCGCCCUGUGCUGGGGUCCCCGCCUCAUCCUGCUGACCCUGACCAAGUUUAACCUGGUGAACGUUCACACCGAGCUGGUAUACGCCCUGGACAUCACCUUCCACCUGCUGACGUACCUCAACAGCUGCGUCAACCCCGUCUGCUACGCCUUCAUGUCACGACACUUCAGACAGAGCUUCAAAGACACAAUGUCUUCGGGCUGUAAGAAGAAAGCCCUCGGUCGCCAAGGAACUCCGGACAUCCUCCUGACCAGCUACUCCUCCAGACGCCGCCAGCUGGACAUCACGGCCACGGUGUGUGGACUGACCGACGCCGGGACCACGCUGACCGGCCGGCCGAGCACAAGCACGGGGCCGUCCACGCGUAUCUCUGUCACCAGCUACGGCCGCACCAGCACGGCUACAGCACCGAACAACAUGUGCAUCACUACAGAGGUUUAG